AUGAAAAUGGGAAACCAAACUGUCGUCUCAGAAUUCGUCCUCCUGGGCCUGCCCAUUGAUCCAGAUCAGUGAGACCUGUUCUAUGCCCUGUUCCUGGCCAUGUAUGUUACCACCAUCGUGGGGAACCUUCUCAUCGUCGUCCUCAUUUGCCUGGACUCCCACCUCCACACACCCAUGUAUUUGUUUCUCAGCAAUUUAUCCUUCUCCGACCUCUGCUUCUCCUCUGUCACAAUGCCCAAAUUGCUGCAGAACAUGCAGAGCCGAGUCCCAUCCAUCCCCUAUGCUGGCUGCCUGACCCAGAUGUACUUCUUCCUGCUUUUUGCAGACCUGGAGAGCUUCCUCUUGGUGGCCAUGGCCUAUGACCACUACGUGGCCAUCUGCUUCCCCCUGCACUACACCACCAUCAUGAGCCCCAAGCUUUGUCUCUCCCUGGUGGUGUUGUCCUGGAUUCUGACCACUUUUACCUCUUUGUUGCACACCCUGCUCAUGGCUCGGUUGUCUUUUUGUUUCCUCUCCAUCCACUAA
Messenger RNA from Ailuropoda melanoleuca (giant panda), 525 nucleotides. Its product is annotated as olfactory receptor-like protein DTMT. Gene Ontology annotation, biological process: G protein-coupled receptor signaling pathway. Gene Ontology annotation, molecular function: olfactory receptor activity; G protein-coupled receptor activity. Gene Ontology annotation, cellular component: membrane. Lineage: Eukaryota; Metazoa; Chordata; Mammalia; Carnivora; Ursidae. The record is from RefSeq and is a predicted model, not a curated record. The transcript is spliced from 2 exons.